This is a messenger RNA of Talpa occidentalis (Iberian mole), 975 nucleotides long. RefSeq names its product olfactory receptor 51D1. Gene Ontology annotation, molecular function: olfactory receptor activity; G protein-coupled receptor activity. Bases 1 to 975 code for a protein of 324 amino acids. Lineage: Eukaryota; Metazoa; Chordata; Mammalia; Eulipotyphla; Talpidae. Gene Ontology annotation, biological process: G protein-coupled receptor signaling pathway. The transcript has a single exon. Gene Ontology annotation, cellular component: membrane. The record is from RefSeq and is a predicted model, not a curated record.
AUGCAGAAUCCUAAGCUCUUGGUUGCAGUCAAAGCUACUUCAAAUGGAACUCUGAUCCACCCAGCAUACUUUCUGCUGGUGGGCAUCCCUGGCCUGGGACCUAGCACACACUUCUGGCUGGCUCUCCCACUGUGUUUUAUGUAUGCCUUGGCCACCCUGGGCAACCUGGCCAUUGUCCUGAUCAUCCGUGUGGAACGCCGCCUGCAUGAACCCAUGUACCUCUUUCUGGCCAUGCUUUCUACCAUUGACCUGGUCCUUUCUUCUGUCACCAUGCCCAAGAUGGCCAGCCUCUUUCUAACAGGAACCCAGGAGAUUGAGUUCAACGUUUGUCUGGCCCAGAUGUUCCUUAUUCAUGCUUUGUCAGCCAUGGAAUCAGCUGUCCUGUUGGCCAUGGCUUUUGACCGCUUUGUGGCCAUCUGCUACCCACUGCAGCAUGCUUCUGUGCUCACAGGGCCUACGGUUGCCAAGAUAGGACUAGCAGCCCUGGCCAGGGGAUUUGUGUUCUUCUUCCCUUUGCCCUUCAUCCUGAAGCGGCUGUCAUACUGCCAAAAACACACCGUCACACACUCCUUCUGUUUACACCAAGAUAUUAUGAAGCUGUCCUGUACUGACACGACGGUCAAUGUAGUAUAUGGGCUCUUCAUCAUCCUCUCAGUCAUGGGUGUGGACUCCCUCUUCAUCGGCUUCUCCUACAUCCUCAUCCUGAGGGCUGUAUUGGCGCUAUCCUCUCGGGGGGCAGCACUCAAGGCUUUCAACACCUGCAUCUCCCAUCUCUGUGCAGUCCUGGUCUUUUAUGUGCCUCUCAUUGGACUCUCAGUGGUGCACAGACUGGGGGGCCCUACUUCCCUGCUCCAUGUGAUCAUGGCUAAUGUCUACCUCCUACUACCACCUGUGGUCAACCCUGUUGUCUAUGGUGCCAAGACCAAAGAGAUCCGUUUACGUGUCCUCCGUUUGUUCUCCCGGGAUAACAGUUGA